GAGGAUAGGUUAUUGCUGAAACAACAGUUGACACAGCACCUCUUUCGCUGUGUUGGAGAAAUCAUCGAAAGAAAUGGCUUCAGUUCUACCAGUGCUUCUUUUUUGCCUGAUUCUUCAAUAUACACCAACCUACGCUCAAAAUCCUUGCAUGAUUCAGAAUGCCAUCGCUGGUGGUCCAUUUAAUCUAAGCGUUAAUCCACUGUACUACAUGGCAAAUACAGAAUAUAAUGUUACCAUUUUAGGAAUUAAUUCUGAGGUUGAAGUGGCUCUGUCAGCCUUGAAGAACAAUAUCAGCUUUGGUUAUUGGAAGAACAAUUCUUCACGUUGCUCGGGUAUUUUUGCGAAUCGGACUUCAUCAAAUGAUAUCUGGAUUUCACCCACAGACAUGUCAGCUAAUGUGACAAUUAGGGCCUAUAUCAAGACAGUGAACAAAACAUAUCUCCUAACCAAAAUGAUCAGCACAAAUUCUAGUUCUGGAGCUGGGACCACUGCUUCAUCCAGUACCAGUAGCAACAUGACCACAGCUUCACCCCCAACCAAUGAAACAGCUAGCAACGUGACCACUGCUUCAACCUCAACCAAUGGAACAGCUAGCAACAUGACCACAGCUUCAACCCCAACCAAUGGAACAGCGAAUAACAUGACCACAGCUUCAAACCCAUCCAAUGGAACAGCUAGCAACAUGACCACAGCUUCAACCCCAACCAAUGGAACAGCAAGUAGCAUGACCACAGCUUCAACUCCAACCAAUGAAACAGCUGGCAACAUGACCACAGCUUCAAACCCAACCAAUGGAGCAGCUAGCAACAUGACCACAGCUUCACCCAAAGUCAAUGCAACAGCUGACAACAUGACCACUGCUUCACCCAGAACCAUUGUGACCACCAGUGCGAAGAUGAACAAUACCACAAAUUCUCCUAUCAGCAAGAUGACUGUGAAAACCACUACUCCUUCCAGUACCAGAACAACCAUCAUGCAGAUGAAUGUCACCACAUCGUCAAGCACCAUGUCAGAUACUACUACCACAGGAAAUGCUAUGAGCACCAUCAAAACUUCAGGUGGAUUCACCAUUACUUUGAUGUUCUUAAUAUUUAUAGGCAUUGGGCACACACUUUUGUAAUAAAAUUAAUGUCACAUCUGUUGGAAUGUUCACCUGUACUUACCUACAGACAUAACUAUCCUAACAAUUUCUGAGAUUUUGCACAGUAACAGUUCCUGAUGUUAUACAGUGGUGAUCUUAGAACUGUCAUUUGGAAGCACCUGAUGUUUUUUACUUACUUUAAUACACAGUUAGGCUCAAUUGAUAAAUGUUAAACUCUGCUUCGCCCUAUUAUAAAUUACAGUUAAUACUAUUUUCCUAAACUAACUGGCAUGAUGAAGCAUGAAACAUUUUGUUGCACUUCUGAUCAGAAUUUAUAAAUGAAAAUAUUUGCUUUGCAUUUAUUAAUUCAGAAGUUCAGCCAACUCCCUCAAUGUGAGACUGCAUGAAGGUCGCAACUGUUUUGUUUCAUGUAAUUUUUAUGGCUGUUUGCUGCCUUGUAUUUUUUGACAUUAUUAAAUUGUAUAUGGGAUGUACAAGAUACUUGCACUGUAGCAACACUUCCAAUAUAUUGAAAACAUUUUGGUCAGCUGUUGAAUUAUUAACUCUAUGACUUGUCUUUGAUGAUGAGUCUCACUUAAUCAGACAGCAUGUUAGAUGAUCAGUUGGUGAUAGAAACCAAUAUUCAGUCUCUGCUAAACAGUGAAGGCAGACAAUGAGCUCAGAGGAAGCCUGAAAAUUCUACUUUACAAAAUGGAAAGAUUCUACUUUACAAAAUAAUUGCGAUUGAUUUGUUUCACUUAGGUUUCUUUGAAUUCCUGUUCCAUCCUGACUAAUAGGUUGAAGAUCAAAUUGUUUGUAAUUUUAAAAAAUUAUCUUUGAAUUCAAUGUAUCAUUAAUUACUGGUAUCUUCUUAUUGGUUGGAUGCAAUGCAUCAUGGGUAAAACAGUUUCUAUGGGAUGUCAUUAUAAGUUACAAUUCUGAUUCUUUAACAAUCCGUUUAUUUGAGCCUUAAGUGCCACUAAUAUAUUUACAUUUUAUUUGAUGCAGUUUAUAAGAGGUAAUCCUUUAAAAUAAUCUUACAUUCUCAAUUAAUAAGUAUUACCAUGACACAUGGUCCAUUCAGACUUCAAAAUUCAGACACUACAAUAGGCAUCGUAAAUAUAUCACCAACUAUUGAUCUAUUUUCUCAGUUUUCAAUCUUUUUCAAUUUUCAGUUCUCAUUUGUUACUUGGAUUAGUUAUCUUAUGAUAUAUUAAUUGUUAUCUUUAUAUUUCUUGUGCAUUUGACUGAAUAAGAUAUUGCACAGCUCUAAAUAUUCCAAAAGCAUUGAUAUAUUUGAUGUUUUAUCCAUGUUAUGAAGAUUUGCAAUAUCUGAUAUCUUGCAAUUGCACUUUAAAAGAUAAAUACCUACCAACUUA
Molecule: messenger RNA, 2460 nt
Organism: Chiloscyllium plagiosum (whitespotted bambooshark)
Lineage: Eukaryota; Metazoa; Chordata; Chondrichthyes; Orectolobiformes; Hemiscylliidae
Source: RefSeq, a predicted model, not a curated record